UUCUUUGUUAGUAUUUGUGAAGAUUUAUUACUAUAUUGAAUUUUGCAACUAUGAUAAAUUUGCACCCCACCCCCAAAGUAUAAAAAAUUUGGACCUUAAAAAUUAAAUCUAAUCCUUCAAGCUUUUUCUCCUACCAAAAAUCAUGUUAAUUUUAGUGUCAGAUCAAAGCACCACAGAUUGAGUGGGGGAAGCAAGUUGGGACACCCUUGGCCUUGUUUUGGAGUGCUGCUGAGGUCUUACAGUCCCCAACCACUUUGUGUCCCCUGUUCUCAGACUUACAUUUCUCCCCACAUCUAAUACCAUUGAAAUCAGGGUAAUAACUGUUGGUGUGAUCAAACUUUCUAUUGGCAGCUUUUGAUUUCUUAUAAUGGUGGUGCAGUUCCUGGGAAGGAAAGAGACGCACCUGUGUACUACUGAUCGAGCACUGGGAUGUGCACGUGACCCCUGCCAAGGAGGUGUUUUAAUGUGUGGGAAGCUGAGGCUCAGAAAGGUUACAAGACUUGUCUAAGAUAGCAAGUUGGUAAUUGGCAGAGUCAAGAUUUGAACCCAAAUUGGAUGACUUUAUUGUAGUCAAAUGACCCCUCAGAUUUUCCAUCUGAUUUGCCCUCAGCUUCUUCUGUUCAUAAAAGAGUUUACAAAUCCUUAAAUUUGGGGGCUGGGAAGCACCUUAUAAGUCGUAGGGUUCAACCAGCCAUGUUACAGAUGAGGAAAGUGAGGCUGAGAGAAGCAACUCACCAAAGGUAAAGGAAGUCGUGCCACUGAGAAUCAGCACGGCUGGGCCAGGAACAGGAGAUUUUUCAAGCUCUUUCAAUGCCUCCAUCCCCAGGACACAGUGAGGCCCCUGGGGACUAGGUUCAGGUGCUCAGCCACUCCUUCUGACAUUCUGCUCAUUCCUCCUCUGUUGUCCUGUUCCCCCAGACCUCAAGAUGAUUGCUUACAACAACCCCUCUCUAUUAGUCCAUUUCUUGUUGCCAAUAACACAAUACCAUAGGGUAAGUGAAUUAUUAAAAUAAUAAUAAUAAUAAUAAUACUUUGGCUUCCAGUUCUGGAGAUGCAAAUUCAAGAGGCUGUAUCUGGUAAUGGUCUUCUUUUUGUCAGAAUCCCAUGGUGACACAGGACAUCACAUGACAAGAGAUGGGGAAUGUACAUGCAGAUGUGUGUCCUCUGGUUUCUCUCUCUCUCAUAAAGCCACUAGAAUUCAAUCAUGGGGGCUCCACUCAUAUCUCAUCCGAUCACCUCCUGAAGGCCUCAUCUCUAAACACUUGAGUCAGAUUAAGUUUUUACCCUCUUAAUAUCUCACAAUGGGGAUUACAUUUUAAUGCCUGAACUAGUGGGGGCCAUAUAUUCAAACUAUAUCCAAGCCAUAGUACCACUUCUUCCCUUUCUUUACCCCUAGUUAACUUGUGUCUUCUGAUUUGUCCUCCAAGGUGAUAAUGAAUCCAUGUGAAGAUGAUCAUGGAGCUCAGUGAGGGAGGCUUCUCCCCAGCCUGUGCUUGGAGAUGUUAUAUCUUUGCUACCUCAAGAAAGCAAAAAGCUUAGUAUAACUGGAAAGGUGGCAGGUGCACAGACCAUGGUACCGAGAUAUCCUGUAGGAAUCGGGGCCCUAAGAAGCCUUUGCAGUCAUGCUGCCACCUCUCACUUUGCCUGUGGAGGGGUGCAUGGCACGGCAGAGGGCAAGGAUUGCAAAAGGUGGCAUCCAUACACCACUGCCCUUUUCUGCAGCCAUAAUGCGUCUGAGAAGCCACUGUUCUCUGCCUGCAGAAUGAUUUCAGUCACCUUCUUGAUGCAGUGCUCCAGACAGAUACUUGGAUUGACAGUAGUUGGUUACAGAGAUGAAAUAAACCCAGUUGCUUUCCCCAGUGUUGUUGAAGGCUUUGGAAGUAGGCAGGUUACAAGAUGACCGAGUCUCUACUUCUCCCAAUGUAAAAAGGAGAAAUUAUAAUUGACUUACACAAAUUUUUGGAAGGUGUAGAGAUACCGUGUAUAAGAGCACAGCAGACUGCUGGUGCCUGGUAGGGAACAGAUGCUCAUUAUUGUAAGGUUAAUGCUGAUGGGGCAGAAGGCAAGGAUGCCAGAGCUCUGCUUUGUAAGGCGGCUGGGAAUGGUGAAAGGAAGCUGCUCUUGACCUCUCUUUGUUGCCUGUCUUUAUUUUGUGAUAUGCAGACCUAAGUACAUAUGUUUCAGGUCUAAGAGGCUUGAGUAGCUCUCUUCGAAAUGGUUCUCAAUGUGCAGCUAACUCUUUGCCUAGCAAGACAGGGAGAUCACACCAUGCAGCAGUCUGUCCCCAUGGUGCCCCAUGUAUGCUACUCACAGAAAGUCCUUUAUUUCAAGCCUAAUUCCACUGUUUUUAAAAUACAUAUGGUAAUCAGAUUCUGGAGACAGGGCGGUACAUUGAUGAACUCACUGAGUGUUGCUAUAUGUUUUGAAAAUCCAAAACUUAUAUGAAUACAUUUACUUAAGGAAUAACUUUCUUUGCAAAAAAUAGAGAUGCUUUAACUUCUGUUUAGUUUCAUUAGUUAUUUAAUAUGCAUAUUAAAUGUCUUUGACUAUGUCAUGAUUUACUAUGAUAUGAAAACUCCUAAGGACAUAGAUGAUGUCUGCUUCAUUGACUUUUUAGAGCAACCAGAAAAAUGCCACAAACAAGUAGAUUUUUAAUCCAUUUGCAUGUUUUUGUUGCAGAUUGGAAUAUAAACUACGUUCUAUACUCACAAAAAUUAUUCCAUUCUUAUUUUAACCUUUUAAGACCAGAAAUCUAAUGGCACAUUUCCAGUAGAGCAAUACGUACAGUACAAACACAUAAACAUUGCUUUAUUUUAAGUUAAAAAUAUUAAUACUAAUUGAUUUUCUAUAGUAAAAAUCUUGCCAAUGUAGAAAAUGUGAAAACUACUAAAAAGUAUAUGGAAAAAAAUGAAAAUUCAUAUUUUUUCCUAUAUGAGUCAUUUAAAAAUGUUAUUAAUAAUAUCUACUACUUAACUAAUUUUAAGGCUUUCAAAAAUUGUUCUCACUGUGAUUUUCAUCUUCCAGUUAGGUUCCCAUGUUCUUUCCAGAAAGCAUUAAUGUUUUGUUAUUUUUCAAAGUAUUGAAGCACAUGGUAAAUUCAAGGAAAAAGUUUGCCAUGAGCUGCUGGUAAUUUCUCCCUGCUUUAAAGGAAACUUUGAAAAGUUACCAUGAAGGAAAAGUUAAUCCAUCAUGUCCCGCUGCAUUUGUUCUCUCAAAACCAGGUGAACUACCUCUGACUCUUUCCCUAGGAUUAUGUCACCCACCAGGGCAACUUUCUGUUUCAGUAGGUGAUGUGAAGAAACAAAACAACACCCUUUAAGUUAAUCAGUUUUGGAAAAUAGAGACUGGCUUUAUAUUCCAUGGCUUUGAUGUGCUUAGUAGUUCCUGUAAGGAUCUGCCUCUCUUUUGUUGUGAUUGACAAGACCUUUCCUAUAUAUAUGAGCCACUAAGCAGCCCAGUAACAGAGGGGAGAGACAUUUACCCAGAGCUAACUUCACCACUCAUUACAACUUUCUAAAACCUUGGGUACAAGUGUCACCUCUAAGUGUCAGAAGAGUUGGCUCCAGCAAGAUCAGGUAAGGGCCUCUCCACUUUGAGAUUUCAUUCCUCCCAACGGGAAGCCUAGAGAAACUACAUGGUGACAGGUGGGAUCUGGAAGAACAGAUUUGGAAAUGCAUUCCAUUUUAAGCAAUAGGACGUGGGGGAAUUCUGUAAAUGGCUUUUCUACCCUCAGUUUAACAUCCACAUAGGUCUGUCUUAUGGGCCAAGCAUGAAGGGCCCCUUCUGGUUACUAGACCACAGAAAGCUAUCCUAGUCUAUCCUAGAGGAUCAUUCAGAUAUCCUAUCCAGAGAGGAUAGACUUGACAGCAGAUUGGGAUCAUUUUUAAAUACUCCAAUGCUUUCUGCAUUUGAAUUAAUUUGAACCACAAUGAGGUGCUUAUUAGAGCAGAAGCAUAGAGCAGAGGCAAUUUGUUGCCAAGUAGGACACAUUUUUAUGUUUUUAUUUUAUUUUUAUCAAGACAGGUGCCUGGUUUCAUAAAAUCUUCUGCAUAUCCACGUUGUGUGAUGGAUUGAGUUAGUAACAACAUGUGCAGGGCCUACUUUUAUUACUUAUCUAUUUCCCAAUCAUUCCCCAUGCAUGACACCAAAAUUAAAAUUUUGAUCAAAGCAUAUAGCAUGGGACCCAAAUACCCUGGACCAUCAUAAAAAUAACUUACAUGUAUUCAUGUAUUAUGUCAAGAUAUGCAAUUCCUUUGUUGUUAUUCAUGUUUGGUGUUCAUUUUGAAGAAACAAAUUUCUUUAACAUACAAGUCAACUCCAGCACUUGGGUUGCAGUAAGGAAAAGUCUUAGAAUGCAUGUCUAGGAUUGGAUAUCCAGAAAGGUCCAGGGAAUCUAUACUGACUCUGUUACAGAGAACUCUGGGCACCUGUCUUGGAGUCUGUAGGUACUUACUAUUUCUUGGCCCAUUUUCCCUGAAAUGCUAAGAGCAAGGUCCCUUUGAUAGCAGCCAACGUGUUUGUGACUACCCCUUGGAGGGCAGCUGGAUUUGUUAAACUUGAUUUCUUUUCCUCUCGGGAGGAACAGCAUGAAGCUGGCAUACCUGUUCCUUGGUGCCACAGCCCUCCUGCUCCUCUGUGGCUGUGGCUCUGUCCUCAGCACCUCCAGUGGGGACCUGCGUACCUUUGUGGGCUGUGCUGUGAGGGAAUUUACUUUCCUGGCCAAGAAGCCGGGCUGCAGGGGCCUUCGGAUCACCACGGAUGCCUGCUGGGGUCGCUGUGAGACCUGGGAGAAACCCAUUCUGGAACCCCCCUACAUUGAAGCCUAUCAUCGCGUCUGUACCUACAACGAGACCAAGCAGGUGACCGUCAAGCUGCCUAACUGUGCCCCUGGAGUUGACCCCUUCUACACCUACCCUGUGGCCGUCCGCUGUGACUGCGGGGCCUGCUCCACUGCCACCACGGAGUGUGAGACCAUCUGAAGCUACGAGGUCUGCAGGACGCAGCUGGUGGCCUCAAGCCUCACAGACCUACCUGCAUGGGUGACCCAGGCAGCUCUACCCCUGGCUUCAUUCAAGGACUGUUUAAUCUGACCAUACCUGUGGAGGUGGUCACCUGUCUCCCUUAGCUUAGGCACAAGGCCUGGAUGCAGUAUACUUACAUUGAAAAUGCAAAACAAUAUUUGUUCCUUUACCAGAAUUGAUUUCUCUAGUUCAUAUACCUACAAAUUAGUUUUUCUUUGCCUUGAGUCUUGGAACAUAGUUUGUAUAUCACAAUCAUCUUCCGAUUUGGGCUGAUAACAUGGCAUUGACUUAAAUGCAUUGGAUAGAAUUGGGAAAUGGGGCUGUAAAGUCUUUUAAAAGUCUUAUGUUCUGUUUAACCACUGACCUUUGACUAGAUUUAGGAAGAAAGGGCUAGAAGUUAUCAAAACCAAUGCACUCACUAGUCUUCACUACCCAAAAAGAAAGUUUCCUUAGAGAAAAAUGUUCCAAUUCAUUUUUAAAUGAGCAAUUAUCUACCCAGGAAACAGACUGCUCAGAUUGAUAAAUAGCAGGGAAUUGAUCAAGAGAAGAGCUCAAAGAAGGUUGGAUUUGGCUUAUUCUUUUCCCCAGAAACAUUCCUUAAGUUCCUGUAAGAUCCUUACUAUAAAGAGCCUACUUUGUGAUUUAAAAAAAAUCUAGAAAAAUAUGUAGCUAGAAGCUAUCAUUUAGGUAUAAGAACUUCUGAAACUCAUGUUUUUGGAUGUGAUGUUCUCCCAAAGCUGUGGUGAAAUGGUCAUUUACAAAUAUUCUUCCUUCCUUAGCACAUUUUAAAUUUAAAUUGUAACUUAUUAAAUUCAGAAAUUUUACAUUUGUAGGGGUAAAAACUGCACUGUGGGCUCAGACGAGAAAAGUCUAUGAUUGUCUAGCUCUUGCCUUCACCAAAAUCUUAAUGCAGCUGGUUCUGUGACUUUUCUUAAACUCCAAUUUUAUUCAAAUGUCUUUCAUUCUGUCAUUUUGGGGGUUGAAUUUAACCUUGUUCACUUUUCAUAAUAUGCUGAGAAAAUCGAUAUUAAUGCCAAUAAAGUGCAUUCUCUGUCUUUUGAAUUCA
This is a messenger RNA of Marmota monax (woodchuck), 6087 nucleotides long. It is a transcript of the gene Gphb5, whose product is annotated as glycoprotein hormone subunit beta 5. The coding region runs from base 4587 to 4979 and encodes 130 amino acids. The record is from RefSeq and is a predicted model, not a curated record. Gene Ontology annotation, biological process: G protein-coupled receptor signaling pathway; regulation of thyroid hormone receptor signaling pathway. Gene Ontology annotation, molecular function: hormone activity. Gene Ontology annotation, cellular component: cytoplasm; extracellular region. The transcript has 2 exons. Lineage: Eukaryota; Metazoa; Chordata; Mammalia; Rodentia; Sciuridae.